UGCCAAGCCUUCAGUUCUCCCACCUAUCCUUGCCUGCCGAACGUCGUCCGCUCCCUGCGCGAUGACGGAGCUCGUGGAAGCUCCCUUCGUCUUCAUGUCACGGACCUGUCAUUUUGUCAGAUUCCGGCCUUUCAUCUGCCACCUUCGCCGGAAUUCCACCGCAUCAGUGCACAGCAGCGAAGUCAGCAAACAACACCUUUCACUUUGAAUAACACAUCCUAUCGAAGCCACGUUAUGGUGGCUGAAACCCUUCUUUAGCUUUGCUUUCUACCAUGUGUCGAACUACGUUUCCGAAACGGUCUCGUUCGUUUGCAUGCUGUACCUAGGAGUUCUUGACCUUUGUUGAAAGUAACAUAUACAAUUUGCGACACUUUCAUAUUCCAUACUAUGCUUCCUAAUCUCCGACCAUCGCUUGGUGUAGCUUCUACAGUGAUCGGGCAACGGACCGGUCUCGCAGCUGUCGUAGGCAUCCAGGCAGUCGCUGCUACGUCUGGAGCUUUUCGAACAUGCGCACGCCUCAGCACAGCAUUAUCCCCAACAGCGGUCACCUCACAAGCCAGCCGAAGCAUCAUACACGACAACCCAACCUUCCAGCAGCCCCGAGCAGCGAGCCCUACCUUCACACCGACGCCAACACCAUGGCGACCGACGACAACCCGCCUACCCCCAAUCACCGGCCCUCCUCCAUGGGCACAACAACGGCGCUUCGCCUCAGACUGGUGGAACCGCUCCUUUAACGAGCGUGCCGACCCCUACGGCGUCCACCGCCGCUACGCCGACCCGCUCUUCACGAACCAAGACCUCAAGCGGGCCGCUCGGCACCAAAACACCAAAUAUCUUCUCGUCUUCUGCGUCGCGGGAACCGUCAUCUUCUACUUCAUCAACCUCGAGACGGUGCCCGUUUCGGGCCGUACGCGCUUCAACAUCUACUCGCGCAAGCUGGUACUCGAGGCCGGCGAACUCUCCUUCCGCCGCUUACUGUACGAUUUGCAAAAGCAAGGCGUCGCCAUCCUGCCUGACUGGGACUGGCGCACGCAGCGCGUGAAGCGGGUGAUGGCGAAGCUGAUUCCCUUUAGCGGCAUGAAAGACGAAAAAUGGGAAAUUUUCGUGAUUGAUGAUCCGCACAAGGCCAACGCGUUCGUUUUGCCGGGAGGGAAGGUGUUUGUUUUCAGCGGGAUAUUGAACCUAGCCAGGACAGACUCGCAGUUGGCGACGGUGCUCGGUCACGAGAUUGCACAUAACGUCGCCGACCAUGUUGGCGAGCGCAUGUCGCAGACCCUGGGCCUGAAUAUCCUGCUCUAUAGUCUGGUGGUGCUCUGCGGCGCUUUGGGGCUUGGGGCCAUCAUCGCCCAGUUUGCGGGCGCGUGGGCGCUCGACACUGCGAUCUCGAACCCGAUGAGCCGCAAGCAGGAGAGCGAGGCGGAUUAUAUCGGCUUGAUGAUGAUGGCGGAGGCAUGCUAUGAUCCGCGGGAGGCGGUAACGUUUUGGGAGAAGAUGGAAAGGAUGUCAAAAGGAGAAGUGCCCGAGUGGAUGAGCACGCAUCCUUCGCACUCGAACAGAAUCGAAAAGAUCCUAGAGUGGUUGCCAGAAGCCCUGGAAAAGAGGGAGAGGAGUGAUUGCCGUACUACUUCCUCGUUUGCGGACCUCUUCAGGCAGGCGUUGUUGAAUGGUGCCAUAGAAAUUCGCCAGUAUUAGACUCGCUUCAGAGACUCAAUCUACUUCUGGAUAACGUCGUGAUCGCAUAAACAAGGGUACCAAUGGGCGGAAGUGAUAUCAUAGGUAGCGAGGCGUUUUGUCUUUUUCUGGGAAUACCAUGGAUCAAUGGACAUACAACACUUUGGAGAUUACAAUAAGGUUGAGGAGAUAUUAGACCACAGGAUUUUUGUACAAAUGAAAUUCCUACGGCGGGAGGCCAGUAACAAGUCUCAGGUGGCGACAUCCCAGUUUCUUUCACACAUAGACACUAUCGGCCGCCCACCGGGAUACUCCAUGCCCGUACCUAGUAACUGGCUUAGCCUCUUAUUAGUCUCGAUAUAUGGUAUAUGAAUCUGAAUGCAACGGAUCUUCGGGGUAUCUUCGCUCAAAAUACAUCAACACCUUUGUCCGGU
Messenger RNA from Neurospora hispaniola, 2108 nucleotides. RefSeq names its product peptidase family M48-domain-containing protein. Gene Ontology annotation, cellular component: mitochondrial inner membrane. The record is from RefSeq and is a predicted model, not a curated record. Bases 388 to 1695 code for a protein of 435 amino acids. NCBI's taxonomy places the organism in Eukaryota, Fungi, Ascomycota, Sordariomycetes, Sordariales, Sordariaceae. Gene Ontology annotation, biological process: protein quality control for misfolded or incompletely synthesized proteins; mitochondrial protein processing. Gene Ontology annotation, molecular function: metalloendopeptidase activity. The transcript is spliced from 2 exons.